Messenger RNA from Aureobasidium subglaciale EXF-2481, 1626 nucleotides. RefSeq lists its product as uncharacterized. Bases 1 to 1626 code for a protein of 541 amino acids. NCBI's taxonomy places the organism in Eukaryota, Fungi, Ascomycota, Dothideomycetes, Dothideales, Saccotheciaceae. The transcript is spliced from 2 exons. The record is from RefSeq and is a predicted model, not a curated record.
AUGGCGGACAUUCAUCAAUGGCGCAGAAGGAUCCAACCUGGCUUUCCUCAUGCGCUCAUGCCGGUAGGCGAGCAAGAUGAGACAGAGCCAACCAUCACCAGCGGCUUUGGCUCUACUCACAAGAAGGUGCGACCCAAAAUCAGCUCUUACUUCUCCCACCGUUGUCUCUCCACUGGCAACGCGAGAUCGUCCAUAUGGUCUGCGGACCAACGUACCUCUCUCAAAGACACAAUCUCAGAGCCAUGUCCGACUUGGCUUGAAGGUUGCGAACCGGAUGUUGACCAGAUCAUGGACUCGAUGAUGCGUACCUUGAUGGCAGAGCCUUAUCGCUCUCUAGACAUCAAAUACAACUCACCUCUGCUUGGAAUCUUUGAAGGAUUUCGCAACCUGCGCGACGAGAACGCCUCUCUUAGCCGCAAGCUGAAGUACGAAGUGGAGACUCGGUUUGCGUCACAUCAUGAUUUGGAUCUCGAAAGACAACGAUGGCAGUUAGAAAGAGAAGAAUACAAGGCCGAAGUCAAAAGACUCGAAUUGAUCAUCUUUAGAGAUAGUGAAGGGGUUGCUGGCGUCAUGCGCGCUAGGCAAGGCAGCCUACUACGCAGAGAGCAUAGACGACGUACAGCAUCUGGCACCAACACAGACAGGGACGAUCCCCGAGAGACAGUCUUCGAAUUCCUAGAAAGAACAAGAGUCGAAGACAGAGGAAAGGAGGAAGCCGCUAGAAAGGCGCAAAGAGUGCCUCUUCGUAAUCGUACGGUGUCUCCAUCGCAGAAGAUGACUCUACUGUCACACAAGCUCUCGACGACCUGCCACUACAGUGAUUUCGACUCUCCUCCGAGCCCUCAUGACUUUACCAGCCUCUCCCAAGCCUCGAUGUUCGAAAUUCUGGCCGGGCGACCUUCACUUUCUGACACCGACUCAUCUGAAUCCUACUCGGCUUAUCAACGAUACGCAGAGAUGGUCGACGAUCAGGACGCAGCUUCCGCUUCGAAUGAUGAUCAACUUUUGUCCCAACAACAUGCUGGCAUCGAAAACGAUUCUCUUCCAAGCGACGAUCUUAGCUUCCGUAAAACAUCUCUCGAUGCAGACAGCACUCGUCCAGAAUCGCUGCACCUGGAGCAGACACGCAGGUUCUCUUUCGAAUACGAUGAUGACGACUCUCGUUGCACUCAAGUCAAGACACAGCAUGCAGCCAGCUCUCCCCUUCAAAGAUGUGUCUCUGUCGACCAUCGUGCACGGCAAAGGCCAUCUCUAUCCUCGCUCCAAGCACCAGACACGCUCGCUACCGAGCGCAUCUUACCUUCGCCAGUAUUGACGCCUGUAGUAGAGUUUCCAAGCCUAUCUAAGAUCCCGAGUCCUAGUUCUGUUUCGUCUUUGGCAAGACCAAGAAGGGAAGAUUCAUCUUCGAGCUUCCUUACUGCCAUCAGGUGCCCUGACGGUGACUCGAAUCACAGCAGAGGAACAUCAAGAUCCAGUGUUCCCUUGGACAGUCCCCAUCUGUCAUCGAGGGAAAGUGUCGGAGGUAGUGGUGAUGUUCGACGCUACGGUAGCAUGCAAGAUAACAAUACGGCGGUUGCUUCCACUCGCACUGCUACUCCUUCAGACUCGCCAAAGCCAUCGACAUAA